AUGCCCCCAGAACUCCAAAUUAAAGCCCAAAUCACAGAGAUUGAAUCCAAAACCGAUAAAAAUGGCAAUCCUUAUGUUCGGCUGACCCUCCACGGACUAGCUAACCGUUAUUUUUAUGCCUUUAGUAAUAGUUUAAAAGUAGAAAUUUUUCAAACUCUUACUACUACUCCUUACAAUUUUAUUAACCGGCAAGUCUUGAUCACUUACCAGGAACUUCCUAAUCAAGAUAACCAAGGAACUUUUA
Molecule: messenger RNA, 244 nt
Organism: Funneliformis geosporum
Lineage: Eukaryota; Fungi; Glomeromycota; Glomeromycetes; Glomerales; Glomeraceae
Source: the annotation of a GenBank genome assembly